AUGUCUGUAAUUUCAACAGAUGAAGCUGCAAUUUAUGACAGACAGAUCAGAUUGUGGGGUCUCGAUGCUCAACAACGGAUCGGAAAAGCUAGCAUUCUCAUCAUUGGAAUCUGUGCAUUAAGUAAUGAAGUUUGCAAAAACUUGGCUUUAGCUGGUGCCGCCAGUAUCACACUGCUCGAUCACGAAGAAGUAAAAGAAGAGGAUUUAGGUGCACAGUUCUUUUUAGAUGAGGAUGAUAUAGGCAAGAAUAGAGCUGAAGCAUCAGUCUCCUCUCUUCAAGCGCUUAAUCCUAGAGUACGCGUUGUUGUUGACAAGCAAAAUGUCACGCAAAAGCCUGAUGAUUUCUUUGAACCAUUUGAUAUCGUUUGUUUAUUCCGUUCAAACUAUCAAACAAUGGCUCGCAUUGAUCAAUUGCGAAGAAAUGUUAAAAGACCGUUUUAUGCAGCAGAUGCCUUUGGAUGGUUUGGCUAUAUAUUUUGCGAUUUAACUGAAUACACUUUUAUUCAAAACGCAAAGAAUUCAUCAGGAAAAAUUACACAUACUGAACAUUUUGCAAGCUUGGAUGUAUCUUUAUCAAAAGACUGGUCAAGCAUAUCGCCUAAAGCAUUGAGGAAGAGAAUCUCACCUAUGGCUCUUGUUAUGCAUAUCUUGUUAAGAUAUCAAAAAGAACAUCACCAUUUUCCUUCACAAGCAGAAGUUGCUGAAUUAAUUGAAAAUAAGAGAGAGUAUCUCCAACAGAUGGGAAUUGCUGACUCGAACGUAUUGGAUGAAAACUUACUAAGAAAUGUAUGCCAAAUGCAUAACACAGAGAUAUCACCUGUUGCAGCCAUUGUUGGUGGUAUACUAGCUCAAGAUGUACUGCGAACACUCUCUGCUAUGGAGCUUCCUAUUCAAAACUGGUUUUACUAUAAUGGACUUGAUGAAACAGGAAUGGUGCACCAACUCUAAAUGUGUUUUAAAUCAUAAUAAAAUGCCUUAUUAAAGAGAAAAAUUAUGAC
Messenger RNA from Rhizopus microsporus ATCC 52813, 998 nucleotides. RefSeq lists its product as uncharacterized. The record is from RefSeq and is a predicted model, not a curated record. The transcript has 9 exons. Gene Ontology annotation, cellular component: cytoplasm; SUMO activating enzyme complex. NCBI's taxonomy places the organism in Eukaryota, Fungi, Mucoromycota, Mucoromycetes, Mucorales, Rhizopodaceae. Bases 1 to 948 code for a protein of 315 amino acids. Gene Ontology annotation, biological process: protein sumoylation. Gene Ontology annotation, molecular function: SUMO activating enzyme activity.